Molecule: messenger RNA, 2433 nt
Organism: Spea bombifrons (plains spadefoot toad)
Lineage: Eukaryota; Metazoa; Chordata; Amphibia; Anura; Pelobatidae
Gene: SRP54
Product: signal recognition particle 54
Exons: 17
Coding region: 238-1965 (575 amino acids)
Biological process (GO): SRP-dependent cotranslational protein targeting to membrane; SRP-dependent cotranslational protein targeting to membrane, translocation
Cellular component (GO): cytosol; signal recognition particle, endoplasmic reticulum targeting
Molecular function (GO): endoplasmic reticulum signal sequence receptor activity; GTP binding; GTPase activity
Source: RefSeq, a predicted model, not a curated record
GGUGACGUUUCCUAGUGAGCGGAAGUUCUGGGUUCAGUGGCUUCAACCGGUACCUACGUUACGUUUAUUCGUUUAACCGUGACGAGGACACAUGAUAUACGGAUAUUAAGAGGGGGCAGGGCCCUGAAAGCGCAUAGUCCCGCCAGGGAAUUGAACCGGAGACCGUGGGAAGGCCUCACGACCCCCAGAAGGGGGCUUGUUUCACGAGGGGGUUUGGUGUAAAUAAAGGAAGCCAAGAUGGUUUUGGCAGACUUGGGGCGGAAAAUCACGUCGGCCCUGCGCUCCUUGAGCAAUGCGACGAUCAUUAACGAAGAGGUGCUCGGUGCUAUGCUGAAAGAGGUAUGCACUGCUUUACUGGAAGCCGACGUCAACAUUAAACUUGUCAAACAGUUAAGAGAAAAUGUCAAGUCAGCUAUUGAUUUGGAAGAAAUGGCAUCUGGCCUAAAUAAGAGAAAGAUGAUCCAACAUGCCGUCUUCAAAGAGCUUGUCAAGUUGGUGGAUCCUGGUGUUAAAGCGUGGACUCCUACUAAAGGCAAACCAAAUGUCAUAAUGUUUGUAGGUUUACAAGGAAGUGGAAAAACAACCACCUGUUCAAAGCUGGCAUAUUACUAUCAGAGGAAAGGCUGGAAGACAUGCUUGAUAUGUGCCGACACAUUCAGAGCAGGAGCCUUCGAUCAGUUGAAACAGAAUGCUACGAAAGCAAGGAUACCUUUCUACGGCAGUUAUACAGAAAUGGAUCCAGUGAACAUUGCAUAUGAAGGUGUGGAAAAAUUUAAGAAUGAAAACUUUGAGAUAAUCAUCGUAGACACAAGCGGACGUCACAAGCAAGAGGAUUCUCUCUUUGAAGAAAUGCUUCAGGUUUCUAAUGCCGUGCAACCUGAUAACAUUGUGUAUGUGAUGGACGCCUCCAUUGGACAGGCCUGUGAGUCCCAAGCCAAAGCUUUCAAAGACAAAGUGGAUGUAGCUUCUGUUAUUGUGACCAAGCUUGAUGGUCACGCAAAAGGAGGUGGAGCGCUUAGUGCGGUUGCUGCUACAAAAAGCCCUAUCAUUUUCAUUGGAACUGGAGAACAUAUAGAUGAUUUUGAACCAUUCAAAACACAACCGUUUAUUAGCAAACUUCUUGGAAUGGGUGAUAUUGAGGGUUUGAUAGAUAAAGUAAACGAGCUGAAACUGGAUGACAACGAAGCCCUAAUAGAGAAACUGAAACAUGGGCAAUUCACCCUGAGAGAUAUGUAUGAGCAGUUCCAAAAUAUCAUGAAGAUGGGUCCAUUUGGUCAGAUCCUGGGAAUGAUUCCUGGUUUUGGCCAAGACUUUAUGAGCAAGGGGAAUGAACAGGAAUCAAUGGCUCGACUGAAAAAACUCAUGACCAUUAUGGACAGCAUGAACGAUCAGGAGCUUGAUAACACUGACGGCGCCAAGCUCUUCAGCAAGCAGCCCGGGAGAAUCCAGAGAGUAGCCAGGGGGUCCGGCGUGUCAACAAGAGAUGUACAAGAACUCUUGGCGCAGUACACAAAGUUUGCACAGAUGGUUAAGAAGAUGGGAGGCAUCAAGGGACUCUUUAAAGGAGGAGACAUGUCUAAAAAUGUAAAUCCUUCACAAAUGGCGAAACUGAACCAGCAAAUGGCCAAAAUGAUGGAUCCCAGAGUUUUACAACACAUGGUUUGUGAUUUCUUGGGGGAGAAGAUAGCUUCGGUUCUGGGUGUGAGUACACCAAAGUACCAGUAUGCUAUUGACGAAUAUUACCGGAUGCAGAAAGAGGUGGAAGAAGAAGAGGAAGAGAAUGAAAUGUCGGAGCAGGCAGAGCGGCAGUACCAGGAGCAGCGCAGCCAGCAGCAGAGCGAAAGCAGUGCUCAGACGCAGCAGCCCGAAGCCUGCAACUCUUUUGUGAACAUCAGCUUUGUGAUAGAAGGAGACGAUGCAGUCAACCUGUCCCAGAAGCAGGAACUGUCAGCCGUCCCCACCUAGGGGACUUUACUACCAAAGCUUCACGCCGGAGUCCAAAUGGGAAACCGUUCCUGCCAAAAUCCUCGGUGCCUUCCCUACUGACCUGAUAACAGCAUGCAAGGUGCAGUCUUGUUUAAUAACGCAGAUUAACAAUUCCUUUCACCAGACCCAGAGAGAUCCUAUCUGAGAGGACUUCCAAGAGCACUUUGGGAACGGGCCGUCUCAUAAAUACCACGAUAUAACUUAUUAUAGAAAGGUUUUAUUUAAGUCGUAUGAAAUCCUGCCAGUUUCAGGUAAUUUGGUUUGAUAGAAAUAUAUUGGUGUUUUUGGUAUUCAUAUAUAUGGAGCCAGAAUUAUGUGUAUGUGUGGUUUCUGCGAUAAGGUCAGAUGUGCGUUCCUGUCUUCAGCUGUUCGAGAUGUUCUUUUCUUUUUGUUCUUUGUUUCAGGAGUAACUGUUGCUCCCUGACACUUAAAGGUUCAUUCCCUAAA